Molecule: messenger RNA, 962 nt
Organism: Erigeron canadensis
Lineage: Eukaryota; Viridiplantae; Streptophyta; Magnoliopsida; Asterales; Asteraceae
Product: mitochondrial intermembrane space import and assembly protein 40 homolog
Exons: 2
Coding region: 165-629 (154 amino acids)
Biological process (GO): protein import into mitochondrial intermembrane space
Cellular component (GO): mitochondrial intermembrane space
Molecular function (GO): protein-disulfide reductase activity
Source: RefSeq, a predicted model, not a curated record
UAUAUCACCUCCUUUAUAAUUUGGUGCCCCUACUGAAACAAACAAAUGAAGGAAACAUCCCUAAAACCCUUUUUGAUUCAUUGACUUCAAAAAUUACAUCGCUUUUGCUUCUCCGGUCUUCCGAUUUCCGCACUGCCAAGAAAGAAGAAAGACAUUGAUACAAAAUGGGACAGGAUCAAAGCAAGAUCGAUGAUUCCCCUGUAGCGGCUCCUCAAAGAGAGGAACCAUCGUCUCCAUCUACUGAUAAUUCUCCGCCUUCAAUGGAAUCUUUACUUGCAGAAGCAACAGCAUUUGGCAAUGAGGAUGAAAACGCAUCUUUAGAAGCCAAAGCUGAGAAAGCAUUAGAAUGCCCUUGUAUUCAAAAUCUCAAAACUGGACCUUGUGGGUCCCAGUUUACGGAUGCCUUCAAAUGUUUUCUGAUGAGCACGGCUGAAGAGAAAGGCUCGGAUUGUGUGCAGCCAUUUGUGGCGUUGCAGAGAUGUAUUCAGACCAACCCGAAUGCGUUUCCAAAGGAUGUAUUGGAAAAUGACGAAGCUGAUGAACAGGAGGAUAAAGAGAAAGAGAAGCCAGUCAAAAUGAUUCCUCCUAAAUGGGCGAUAGAAACUCCAAGUCCAAAACCAAAGCUUUAGUGAGAUUUUACUCGUGCUUUUUGCAGCUUAUUAUUUACAGUAUCGGAAAAUCGUUCCUCUUAUUUAAUACACUACUUUUCUGAGUAAUAAUAUACAAUUUAGCCAUUGAAAGCAAUAGAUAUGGUUCUUGCCGCCUUGGUUUUUUUUUUCUGGUUAAACCCCUUUGUCCAUAAAUCAUAUGUGUUCCGUAAAGUGUAAUUCAUCUGGUAAGGUGGAAUUAGGAAAAUCCAUUCGGACCAUUUUCAUGGAAACAAAAGAUACUGUUUGGUGAUGUAUUUGAAUUGUCUGGCAAGAAUUCCUUCUAUCUAUAGAAUUCAUUGUUUCUCAUUUUCA